UCUCCCUUCGUUUUUGUGGAGAGGAGAACACACCGCUCCUCUUUCUCUCUCUCUUUCUUUUCUCUCUCCCUACAAUUUUCUGUAACACUUUCUCUCUCUAGAACCAAACCGAAGCUCUGUGUUUGUGGAGGAAACUAAACUGUUGUUUGCUGUUUGGUAACUGUGUUUUUUUUUGGUCUGGUUGGGAAUUCGGUUAGGUUAGAGAUUAGUGUUUGAUCGGAGGGGCGGAAUUGGCUAGAGUGACAGGUAGGUGGUGGGUGAGGGGAAGUGAGUGAGUGAGUGAAUGAAUGAAUGAAAUGGGAAUUCUGGUGAGACUGGCUCGGUGACUCACUGACUCAACUCACUCACAGAGACACACAGAGCCGAAAUCAUCAUCAUGGACUUCGAUGCCGGAAUUCCCAUGUCCCGUGCUUCUGCCGCCCCGCCGGUGACCGACGACGCUCCCUCACUGUCACCCUCCUUGACACAAGAUGCAAUGUGGCAAAUGAAUAUGAGAUCGAGUGAAACAAUGGAACCUGGACCAUAUCCUGAGCGACCAGGAGAGCCAGAUUGUUCUUACUACAUCAGAACAGGUCUCUGUAGAUUUGGGGCUACAUGUCGCUUCAAUCAUCCUCCUAACCGAAAGCUGGCUAUUGCCACCGCAAGAAUGAAGGGGGAGUUCCCAGAAAGAAUUGGUCAACCUGAAUGUCAGUACUACCUGAAGACAGGAACUUGCAAGUUUGGAGCGACCUGCAAGUUUCAUCAUCCUAGAGACAAGGCAGGAAUUGCUGGAAGAGUUGCCUUAAAUAUCUUAGGCUAUCCACUUCGACCGAAUGAGAUUGAAUGUGCUUAUUAUUUACGAACUGGACAAUGCAAGUUUGCAAGCACUUGUAAAUUCCACCAUCCACAACCUACUAAUAUGAUGGUUUCAUUGGGAGGUUCUCCUGUAUAUCCUACUGUCCAAUCCUCAACUACACCUGGUCAACAGUCGUACCCGGGAGGAGUUACAAACUGGUCAAGAGCAUCUUUUAUUCCCAGUCCACGCUGGCAAGGUCCAUCAAGUUAUGCUCCUCUUAUUGUUCCUCAAGGAGUGGUAUCAGUCCCAGGAUGGAGCACAUACAGCGGCCAGGUUGGCUCCAUUACAACUUCAGAGGGGCAGCAGCAAACAGUAGGAAGCAGUCAAAUUUAUGGAACUUCACGCCAACGAGAACCAGAAAAUUCAGGAUCACAAGGGGCCUAUUCCCCAUACCGGUCCGGCUCUAUUCCUGUAGGGUUCUAUGCAUUGCAGAGGGAAAAUGUAUUUCCUGAGAGACCUGGUCAACCAGAGUGCCAGUUCUACAUGAAGACAGGUGACUGUAAGUUUGGUGCAGUAUGUAGGUUCCAUCAUCCUAGGGAGCGACUAAUUCCUGCUCCAGAUUGUGUUUUAAGUCCAAUAGGCCUUCCUUUGCGACCGGGAGAACCUUUGUGCAUCUUUUAUUCUCGUUAUGGUAUCUGUAAGUUUGGUCCGAGUUGCAAGUUUGACCACCCUAUGGGUAUCUUCACUUACAACCUUGCUGCAUCAUCUUCGGCUGAAAGCCCUGUGCGCCGGUUGUUGGGGUCAUCAUCGGCCACCACCUCAUUAAAUUUAUCAUCAGAAGGUCUAGUUGAAGCAGGAUCAACAAAGCCUAGGAGACUUUCAAUAUCAGAGCCUAGGCAGAUGCCUUCUGCAGCAGAUGAAAUUAUUGACACAGAGGAAUGAAAGCUGCUCAAGAACAAAAUGAGCUGAUCUAAAUUUAACAGUCAUUGGGGGAUGAUAAACAAGAGUUUAUCUGUAAAUUGAUUUCCAAUUUCAGGGAGGUUUACAGAAACCAUGUCAUGUUUAUUAUGUCCUGAUAAUGAAUUCAGCUGACAGAAUCAACCUACUUCUGAAAUUCACAUUGAUGCUUUGCAUUGUAUAAAAAUCUGCAAAUAUUAUCACUGUAA
Messenger RNA from Argentina anserina (silverweed cinquefoil), 1941 nucleotides. RefSeq names its product zinc finger CCCH domain-containing protein ZFN-like. The coding region runs from base 377 to 1717 and encodes 446 amino acids. Lineage: Eukaryota; Viridiplantae; Streptophyta; Magnoliopsida; Rosales; Rosaceae. The record is from RefSeq and is a predicted model, not a curated record. Gene Ontology annotation, molecular function: mRNA binding; metal ion binding. The transcript has 7 exons.